AUGGAUCGGCUACACAAGUUACGACUUCCUAGAGCACACACAUGUUGCCUCUGCUGUUCCGGUGCACAACCAAUUCAUCAUUUGUCUAGUGACGAGGAUGAAGACGAGGUUGGCGCUGUUGUUUGCGGCGGUGAUACAUCCAUUCGAGGUAGCCAGGGCUCUGAUGAUAAACUCAACAGAGCCGCAUCCACGUUGAUCCUUAUAUCGGAUGAGAUGGAACUACCACAUCUUCGGUCUGAACAUCGUAUUUUAGACCACGGAACCAGUCACCGACCACAUCUCGGAAAACGUUCUACCGAACCGUCUGGAAUGAAUGGAUUAGGGUGGACUAUCUCAUCGAAACUAGACACAUGGGUCGACGAAGAGAAUGUACAAAAGAGUGACACCAGGAGAGAGCAGCCGGCCUGUUUAGCCCCUUGUCGUUCAUGGCAUCGAUUUCAACGCAAACUUAGUUAUCUGUUCACCCAUUCACCUGGUCCUGUCGAAAAAACAGGUGUGGAAAUGGGUGAUACACAACUGGCGGAAGGUGAAUCUGAGUAUCCCGGUUAUCCACACGAGGAAGACAGUCCGAUGCUCAUCCAGGCCACACACACCAGGAUCGAAGAUGAUAUGGAUGAUGGUUAUGUGUUGCAUGCCUCAUCUUCUAGUUUAUCCAAUGUGGAAGAGUAUUCUGAAAGCGAGUUGGAGAUUCGCAUGGACAAUCCAUUUUGGUUUGAUUGA
Echinostoma caproni is the source of this 720-nucleotide messenger RNA. The record is from the annotation of a GenBank genome assembly. Lineage: Eukaryota; Metazoa; Platyhelminthes; Trematoda; Plagiorchiida; Echinostomatidae.